Molecule: messenger RNA, 1334 nt
Organism: Rosa rugosa (rugosa rose)
Lineage: Eukaryota; Viridiplantae; Streptophyta; Magnoliopsida; Rosales; Rosaceae
Exons: 6
Coding region: 204-1202 (332 amino acids)
Biological process (GO): tRNA pseudouridine synthesis
Molecular function (GO): RNA binding; pseudouridine synthase activity
Source: RefSeq, a predicted model, not a curated record
CCUAAAGCAUCAUCCUAUGGGUUUUCAGUUUUCACCCCCAUUUACCAAAAAGAAAUUAAGAUGUCUACUUUAGCUGAAGAAGCAGCAAAACGCACCGCUUCGAUCCACUUUGUUGUCAAAUCUCAAAAAGAGUAGCAUUGGCAACGUUUUGUUUUGAUUUUGCAAAACGAGCGUUUGUGGGUUUUGAAUGGAGAGUUUAGAAGAUGAGUAGCACUAGUGUAUUAGUUGCAGGCCUUCCCUGUCAUCCAAACCUUAACGCCACUCUUUAUUCUCCAACUCCAACUCCAACUCCAACUCCAACUAAUACAUCAAACACAAAGGAUGGAGACAAUUUGGUAAUGAAGGUUGAUGGGUUUAAGUGGCGUUUGGUUAUAGCUUACGACGGCACCCGUUAUUCAGGAUGGCAAUAUCAGAGUUCACCACCUACCAUACAGCGCUAUGUGGAGAAAGCUCUAAUGGGAGCAACGAAGCUGGAAAGGAAGGAUCUUCAUUUGGUUGGUGCAAGUAGGACAGAUAAGGGUGUCCAUGCUUGGGGUCAGGUUGCACACUUUGUCACACCGUUCAACUAUGACAGAAUAGAAAGCAUUCAUGCAGCUCUCAAUGGUACUCUUCCGGAGGAUAUCCGUGUUAGGGAAAUUAGUCCUGCUAUGCCUGAAUUCCAUGCUCGUUUUUCAGCCCAAAGGAAGGUGUAUCAUUACAGAAUAUAUAAUGACACAUUCAUGGACCCAUUUCAGCGUCACAAUGCUUACCAUAGUGCUCAUAAGUUGAACCCUGCUGUUAUGAGAGAAGCUGCGAAGUAUUUUAUUGGAAAGCAUGAUUUCUCUGCUUUUGUAAAUGCAUCCCAGAAGGAGCGAGUGCGGGAUCCAGUAAAGGAUAUAUUCCGUUUUGAUGUUGUCCAAAUGGGGGCUCUUUUACAGCUUGAAGUUGAAGGCUCGGGAUUCUUAUAUAGACAAGUCCGGAACAUGGUCGCUCUGCUACUUCAAAUCGGAAGGGAAGUAGUUCCCCCUGACAUUGUACCCAAGAUAUUGGCAACACGAAAUCGAAGGGAGCUUGCUAAAUAUUCCUUGUUGGCUCCACCCCAAGGGCUUUGUCUUAUGGCAGUCGAGUAUAACGAGGACCAUCUACGGCUUCCAUCUGGUUCCCCUAACCCCAGUUUUGGUAGGCAUUAUACUAUAAAAUCUUGUAAGCUUCCAUUCUACUAAAGAUUGCAGUACUUGUACCCAAAAAAAUAUUCAAAUAUUAUAAAACGAAGAUUCAUGCAAUGGUGAGUGCUUUUAAUUUCUGUUGCAAUUUUUCAGUCCUCUUUGGGUUUGGUAAAUUUGUAGUCGACUCUA